AUGCAUUCAGUCAUGCAAAUUAUUUUAAUAGCAAUUUUUAGUAAAUUGCUUAUUGUGGAAUGUAAGCCAUAUUUAUCUAAAAGAGAUCCUGUUUUGGCCAAUAAUUUAGAAAAUGUCGAUGAAAAUAUUGUUAACGAGGUUCAGCACGAUGAUUUUCCAAUGGUUGUUUCGAAACGAGCUGCCAUGCUGUUGGAUCGCUUGAUGGUCGCCCUGCACCACGCUCUGGAAGACGAAGACGGAAAUCCCCGUAAAAUCAACGAAGUUUAUCGUGACGGUAGUUUCUAUGCCACAACACAAACGCUCGGGAACAAAGGUAAAUUAGCUUCAGCUCAUCCCACAAUUGCACGUCCACGGGCAUCGCCAUUGCAUCAACGUCCGACCCUCCAUCAACAGUUGACGGAGACGCAAAAACAACAACUCGCUAAGAAUCAUAAAAAAUUACUUUCUUUGUUGCAAUCUUCCUCCUCUUCCUCUUCUCCUGCUUUGCUUGGACCGUCACCCGAUGAAUUUCCAUCUUCUUCGCAUGACGAAAACGUUUUUUAUGUUGUUGUUAAAGGUGAUCCUGGACUAGCUGAAGACGCCGAAGGACUCGAGGGUGGCAUGACGCCGAGCCAAAUUGCUGUUGGUGGUGCCGAGUUACUCUUGAACGAUCCAGCCAAUAUGGGCUUGCAACGAAGAGGACACGAAGCUCUCGGCCCGAAUAAAGGUCGUGUUUACUGGAGAUGUUACUUUAACGCUGUCACAUGUUUCUAACCUAAUUAAAGAAAAAAAGACCAAGAAAGAUCUAGACUCGUUAUAAAUUUUAAGAUAUAAAUUAAAAAAAUAAUAAAAAUAUUUGUUGGCUGGACUUUUUCAGUUAUAAAAUCGCCCAAAAAAAUUAUUAAAAAAAGAAGGAUGGCGAUAAAUUUUUAUUAACUAAAAGAAAAUGUCGUAAAAGUGUUCCAGUGGGACCAGAUAAGGUUGUUAAAAAACUACUUUCCGUUAUUAUUAAAUAAGUAGCGAAAUUGGAUUCUUGUUUAUUUUUGUUGAAUUGAGGAACAAAUUGUUGUUCGUGAGCCCCUUAAACCAUUUUACAACGCUUUAUUGAAUUAC
This is a messenger RNA of Culicoides brevitarsis, 1092 nucleotides long. RefSeq lists its product as uncharacterized. The coding region runs from base 1 to 753 and encodes 250 amino acids. NCBI's taxonomy places the organism in Eukaryota, Metazoa, Arthropoda, Insecta, Diptera, Ceratopogonidae. The record is from RefSeq and is a predicted model, not a curated record. The transcript is spliced from 4 exons.